Messenger RNA from Rotaria sp. Silwood1, 7563 nucleotides. The record is from the annotation of a GenBank genome assembly. NCBI's taxonomy places the organism in Eukaryota, Metazoa, Rotifera, Eurotatoria, Philodinida, Philodinidae.
AUGGAUUCACAAAAUUCUGUGGAAACAUUGACUAUUGCUCUAAUCGAUACACUUUCGGAUAAGAAUGAGAAAGUACGCGAUAAUGUUGCUCAAUCAAUUGUUGAUACUGGUAAAAAAUUACCUCAACCAACAGUAAAAUUAUGUACGAAUUAUCUUGAUAAACAUCAAAAAUUACCUGAUUCACAUCGAGCAGCUAUCUUACGUGUUAUACAACGUAUUCUUAAUUAUCAUCAAGACAAAGAAGGAGGAACACCAUUUGAUAGUGAUACAUUUCAAUCACUUACUCGUGUUACUAUCAAUGAAUUAACAAUGCCAAAAGAGUUAAUUCCCUUGUGGCAACAAGCUGCUUCUGAUGUAUUAGUUGAAAUUGGCAAAUGUGAACCUGAUCUUGUUUGUACAGCUCUUUUACCACAUAUGCAAGCUGGUCAAUUACCACAAUUUUUUGUUCUACAAACAGUUGGUAGUCUUGCUGAAGCCAAUCCGCGUGGUAUGGUUCAUCAAUUACGUCCAAUGUUUAGUCGUAUAUUACCAAUGAUGGGCAUGAUUAAACAAGAGAACUAUCGUUGGGUUUAUACAGCAGUACUUUAUAAAUUUUGUUUGGCUUUAAUUGAUUUUCAAGCUAAUGGUGACGAAGCAGCACGUGCAACAUUUGCUCCACAACAAUUUGAAAAUGAUGCAUUUGCGGCAUAUGAAGUUUUUCUUACAUCAGCUUGGAUUGGAUCCAAAGAAAUUAAAGUUCGAAAUAUAUGUGUACAAGCUAUUGGUCGUCUUGUUUAUUUAUUUUCUUCAUCAAAAUUUACAGAACAAUUUCCACGUUUAAUACAAAAUGUACUUGGUUUUUAUCGAAAAACUGUUGAUCAUUUAUAUGUUAGUGAAACAUUAAAUUCUGUUGUAUUAUUGGCUCAUCAAUGGAAUGUACCACAAUUAAAACAGUCAAUGGAUAUUAUUCUAAGAGAAGUUUUAAAUGAGAUUCAAAUUAAUUAUGAUACAUUUGAAAGUGGUAAUGAACAUGCUAUUAAAAAUCAAAAUGAAUUAUUACGAACAUUAUCAAUACUAGGUAAACAUGCACCACAAGCAAUAUGGCCUUGGUUAUUACAACGUAUGGAGCAAGCUGGUACUAAUGAUAAAGCGCGUAUUGUACUUCUUGUUAUUUAUCGUCAUCUUGUUUAUGCCUUUGGUAAUGAUGCACCAUCAACGCCAUUUGAUUAUAAAUCAUUACUUGUAUCAAGUUUAAGACCAACAUUAAAUACAGCAACAUUGAAAAUUACAAAAUAUUUAUCACAAUUAAUUGUUGCUAUGGCUUGUCAUGGUUAUUUACAAUUAGAAGGACGAACAUUUUUAAUUGAAUAUAUUGUUCGAAAUUGUACAUAUCCUCUAACAACUCAUGAAGAUAAUAAAACAGAUUCAUCAAUAACAACAACACCCAAUGCUGAUGUUAGAAUAAUGUGUCGAAAUAUUUUAAAUGCUUUUAGUUCGACUAUUGCAGGAAUGGAUGAAGUUUUAUGGCCAUUAUUAAUGGAAUUUCUCAUACCAGAAAUGUAUACUGGUGCAUUUGGAAUAAUUACUAAAGCAUUAGCACAAUCUGGUCAACAACAAAUAACAGCAAAAAAAGAUACAUUUUGGGUUGAUUUUGAACUUUUAGCUAAUUUACCAAAACCAAAUGACAUUAUUACACGAUGUUUUGUUCUUUUGGGUGAACCAUUAGUUGAAGAAACACGUGGUAUAUCAAUACUUAAUUUUCUUCGUAUAGCUGUAACAGAACUUAAAACGGAAUUAAGAGAAUUAUGGGAAAAGGUUAUUCCACGUUUACUUCAAAAUUUAAAUGAUGAUGAUGAAAAUAAAAAAUUUGAUUCAGCAAAUUGGCAAGAUCUUAUGCUUAAAUUUCUUUCAAAAACGCUUGAUGUCGUUGAACAAGAAGAUUGGAUUAGUGAUAUAGGUGCUUGUUUUGUUAAACAAUUACCUUUAUAUAUAAAAUUAGAACAUGAACGUGGUUUUGCUUAUAAAUGUAUUGGUAUUGUAUUACGUAAAUCAAAAAGAAAUGAAUUUGUUACUCGUACACUUGAAUCUAUGAUGACAGUUAUUAAUUUUCAACAUGAACAUGAACGAAAUGGCUGGGCAACAAUGUUUGGAUUUUGUUCAACAACACAUCUUGAUAUUGUAUUACAACGACUUGAUAUGUAUUUAAAAAUCGGUGAUUCAAAAAGUUCAAGUUCAACAUCAAGUGGAAGUAGUGGUCUUUUUGGUUUUCUUAGUUCAAAAACUGACACACAUUCUGAUUUAUUACGUGCAACAACUCUUUUAGCUUAUGCUUAUGUUUCAAUAUAUGCAACACUUGAUUUAAUUAUUUCUCGUAUGGAAACAAGUAUACUUAUUAAUGCUGUUAAAAUAGCUCGAACAAUCAAAGACGAAACAGGAAAAUUAAUUGUUGCAAAAUCAUUUGUUAUUCUUGCCCAAUCAAUGAAUAAAAAUCAUUUGAAAACUGAUUUUGUUUUUGCAUCACGAAAUGAUCUUACACAAGAAAUGAAUAAUUAUAUUACACAAGAAACAAAUGUUAAAUUACAACCAACAACAUUUAAUCAAUGUGUCCGAGCAUGUCAUGCACUUAUUAUUCUUCAACCAGAACCAAUACUUCCUGAAAAAUAUCAAUUAGCUCGAGCUAUGUUGCAUUGGUACUGUUCGACAAAACUUGAACUUUCAUCAAGUCAAAAAGACGAAAUUUCUGCAUCACUUGGUGCACUCAUUAUUGAAUUGCUUAAUUUGGGUGAUUCAUCUGAAACAUUUCCUAGUCUUAUUAAUCUUCUUGAACCUUUUUGUCUAUCACUCCAAGUCUAUGAGCGUGCACGUGCUUUUGAUAUUCUUAAUCAACUUAUUCAAUCAGAUCCAAUGAAUAAAUUGAAAGAACAGAAUCUGAUAGAUGUUGGGGGUAUUAUGGCUCUUUGUCUUAUGUAUUUAACUGAUACAGAAUCAUCAAUUGAAUUAGCAACAAAUGCAAGUCUUACUAGAUUAUUACAUCUUCAAACGCAACUUGCAACCGGUGACUUUUUGACUAAUGAUAUUCAUAAAAUUCAUUGUUUAUUUAUUGAAGGUGUCAUGGAAAAUUCAAAUGGUGAACAGAGUGCUGUUGAGCAAGAUAAAUCAGCAAAUGAUGAUACUAUACAAAGUUUAUCGGGUAAUAUUGAACCACGUUGUCUUUUAUCGUUUAUCGAAAAAGCUACUGAAAUUAUUGCUGAUACACGAGCAGUGGGCUCAGUCGUGGUAUGCAAUGUUCUUUGUAAAAUAUUUGAUUGUCGACAUGGUGAAUUAGCUGAUCAAAUCGAUUACAUCUUCAGUAUUAUGCUUAAUAAAUAUAAUCAAAUUACCAAUGAGGAUGUCUUACGAGCAUUACGAGGUACCUUCAAACAACUUAGUUUGUCAUGUUCAACUCGUGUAUUUAGUACAUUGAUGAAUUUCGGUGUACCAUUCACCAAAAAUCUUGUGACUAUUAUUCAUGAUCUCGCCGAUAAUCGACCAUUGACUGAAGCUGUUAUAGCACAAAUAAUGGAAUGUUGGUCACGUUCACUACCCUAUGAAGAAAAAGGUUCACAACGACAUGCUACUGCUCAACCACUUAUGGCUUUAUAUUUGCUCAAUGAAUGGUUUCAAUCAGAUCGAAUGUGUGAUCUUGGUGAAUAUGCUUUUCCACGUUUGUUCGUUGCUCUCUUCAUACGUAUGGCUUCACAUGUUGAUACACUACCACCACAAAAUGUACCACCAUUACGUCGUAUUGCACCACCUAAUGGUAGUUCUCGACGCGAUUCAACAGCAAGUAAUGCCAGUAACGUUUUCGUGUCUAAUGCAACAGCUACAAAUACAAAAAAAUCAUCAUCACGUCUAAGUAUAUUUGAUUCAAAAUCGUCUCGUACUUCAUCUAAAACAUUAUCUGCUUCUGAACAACAACAAAAUACUGCUGGACCUUCAAAUAAUGAAUUAAAAAAAAUUGAACCAUGGCGUUUAUCAAAAGAUUGUAUGAUGCAUUUUCUGAAAGUUUAUAAAUGUCAAUCAGAAAUUAAUGAUGUAGUGCCUUGGGAAAAGAUGAAUAAAUUUGAUACAGCUGAUUCAGCUCUUGAAGCACUUGCUCAAGGUCUAGCACGUUGUAAUCAUAUAAAUCAAAAACAAUUAAAUGUUAUUAUUGAAUUACUUGGUCAAGUGCUUGAUGGUCCUUAUGAUAUUCAACGUGUAUGUGUAUCAGCAUUUUUUGCCGAACUUAUACGAUGUAAUCCUGAUGAUAGUGAAGAUCAACGUUUUGUUCGUGAACUUAUUCGGUAUCUAUUGGGACGUUUAGUGGAUCAUAAUAUUUAUGUAAGGAAAUUUUGUUUACGUGGUCUUGGUUGGUGGCGACCAGUUCGUGAUAGUCCAGAAGAUAAAGGUUUACCAACCACUAUUCUGGCAUCAUUAAUUUCUGGUUUGGAUGAUCGUGAUGAUAAAAAUGAUCUUCUUACACUUGAAGCAAUGUGUUCAUUAUCAAAUGUAAUUGCUGUUAUGAAUGAAGAUGAAGUGCGACCUAUUCUUAUGAAUGUUCUUCUACGUAUUCGACCUUGUUUUGAAAAAGAUGAAGCAAAAGUACGCUCAGCAGCAUUUACAUUAUUUGGAAAAAUGGCUUCGGUAUGUGAAGGAAGCUCACGUGAAGCAUUUGUUGAACAAAUAUUUUCAUCUUUAAUAACAUUAACACUUCAUUUAAAUGAUCCAGUUGAAACAGUACGUGAAAGUUGUAAAACAUGUUUUCAAUCUAUUGCACCAUUACUGGAUCAACCAACAUUAGUCGAAUUAUUUAAAGAAACUCUUCAACCAAAAACCACUCUUCAAUAUACAGAAUUUAUAAGUGAUUUUGCCAAAAUUUUAGUUCAACAAUAUCCUUAUAAAGUUAAUUUUUUUAUUAUGAAUUGUAUAAUCUUUUUCAAAAAUCCUGUACCAGAAUUACGUGCUAAUGCAGCAAUUGUAGCUGGUUAUUUAAUAUUUAAUUUAACUGAAGAACAAAUUAAUAAUUUAUCCAAAGAACAUAUUUUAAAUGCGUUUCUUGUUCUAUUAAAAGAUUCAAAUCCUGAUGUACGUUGCCGAGUUGCUGAAGCAAUGCAUUUUAUUAGAAAUGAUGAUAAUGAAAAUAAUGAAAAUUUUGUUACUAUUGGUACUCAUUUUGAUCCAGCUGAACCAACUAAUAGUACAUCGAUUUUGGCUACUUUAGGCAGAAAAGCAUCGAAACUUGUUGAUCUUUCUUCAUCAAAUUAUGGCUAUGAUGGAAAACGUUUUCAUGGUGCAUUUACUGGUGGUUUUAAUGCUGGUUUUUAUAAUACAGUUGGAUCAAUUGAAGGUUGGCGACCAAGUGAAUUUAAAUCAUCGCGAACAGAACGAGCUGAAAAACGUAGUUAUGAACCAGAAGAUUUUAUGGAUAAAGGAGAUUUUAGUGAACAUGGUAUUAAUCCAAAACAAAUUAAAAUUCGAAACAUGUUUGAUCAAAAUGAAUCUGUGACACGUAGCGUAAAUAAACAACCACCUGGAACAUCAAGUCAACGUACUAAUGAAGAUAUAUUACGUGAUAUGAUUCGAGUCAAAACAUUAUCUAUUGGUAAAAAAAUACUCAUGAGUAUGGGUUGGAAACCAGGAGAAGGUGUAGGUGUUAAAAUGUCUCGCAAACAUCGACAAAAGUUAAAAUGGUCAUUAACACAAGAAACACCAAAAGAUCUUCCUCCAUCACCGCCAAAAUCGGAACAACAACAACAACAAGAACAAACACCUGGUGUUAAAGUUUAUGGUGUAGCAAUGCCACCACCAUCGUUUCAACAAACAAUUACGAAAACAUCACGUUUAGAUGAUGAUGAUAAUGAUAACGAUGAUGAUUUAGAUGAUCAAAUUUAUGCUAAUGUUAGUUUACCUCCAUUAGAUUAUGAAGUACAUUUUCAAUUACAAAAACGUGAACAUCAUGGUCUGGGUUAUAAAGGACUUGAAUCAUUAAAUUUAUUUGGUCAUAAUAAUUUAUUUGUUCAACCAUCAAUUGAAAAACAAAUUAGUAAUGUUAAAAUUCGUGGUCAAGCAUUUGGUGUUGGUAUUGAAGAAGAUGAAGAUGAUAGAGAUUUAUUUGCUGAAGAUGAUCUCAAACAAUAUGAUUAUGAAUUAACAACAGCUAAUGAUAAUACUACAGAUAUUAUGCGAAAAAAAACACAAGAAAAUAAUUUUGUAUUGAAAUUUGCUCGUUAUGAAUCUAUGUCAAUGCCUGUUGUUUGUCCACCACCUAUUAUACCAAUAGAUUUUCGUAUUGGACAUCAUUUUCCUAAAUCAGCAAUGCCACCACCUCCUCCUCCUCCACCUCCAGAAACUUCUACUAAUGAAACAUCAAAAAAUGAAUCACCGAAACCACCAUCAAUUAAACACGAUGCUAAUACCCGUGGUCUUCUUCUUGGUGAUCUUUCGUUUCUCUCUCGUCCGCCACCAAAUAUGAGUGUUCCGCCAUCAAAUAUAAGUGCACCACCACCACCACCACCACAAAAAGUAGAAGUAACAACAGUAAAACCAACAACCAUUCCAACACCAUCACUUGAAUGGGAUGUUGAAAAAGAACGUUCAUCACAUACAACUUCUGCAUCAACAAACACUGCUCGAACUCAAUUUCUGGAUGCUAUUAAAAACCGAUUUACAUCAUCAUCUGAUCUAGUACAAAUGACUGAACGUCAGUCGUUGGAAGUUGCUCUUGAAAGUGAUUUAAAAAAAGCUGUUUCAAUGAAUCUAUACGGUGAUUUAACUCGAUCUAUAUCUGAUUGGAAACCAAAUCCAUUAUUAUGUAAACGUAUGAAUGUUCCGAAUCCAUAUUCAGAUGAUGCAUAUGAUGAUUCAAAAGAAUCGAAAAAAUCUCGACGACAAUUAUGUUCGAAUCUAUUUGAACAUCUUUUUACACAAUCAUCUACAGAGGCCUUAACAACUUCUGAACAAUCUUCAUCAAUUAUAACACCACCGCUACCAUCGUCAUCAUCAUCAGUAUCGAAUUCAAAGUCAAAUGAAACAAUUAUAUCAUCAUCAAUAAUCAAACCAAUUAUUCCAUCAGUACAACCUUCUUCAGUACCUAAAGCAGAAUUUGCUUCUAUUGAAUCAUUUGAACAAGAAAAUCAAGAACGUCCUCCAUUGGAUUUCUUUUCAGCAAUCUUCGACAAUCAACCUUCUGAUGACGACGAUGCUGAUGAACAAGAAACAGAAGACAAAAAGAAUGAUGCUAUACAGAAACCAAUUAAUCCACAAAAUUCUAUUGUAUCAAAUCCUUCUAUUACAAUACGAUUAGCAUCAUCAAUAAAAUAUCAAAGUGAUCACUCAAAUAGUUCUGAUUCUAGUAUUGAAGAAAUUGAAGUUUCAGAUAAAUCAUCUCUUGUUUAUGGACCAGCUAUUCCCAGUAAUAUUCCAUCUCGUUCUAAGAUAGAUAAUGAUAAUUCAAUAUGGACAAAAUUGGCAAAUUCAAGUGCACAAUACGAAGAAUUAAAACAUAAGAAAAAACAUAAGAAAAAGAAAAAACAUCAUAAAAAGAGUAAAAAACAUCAUCAUCAUUAA